AUGAAAAUGCUGGCGACAUUAGGGGGUGUAAAAAAAAAAAAGAAAAAGAAAAAAAAAGAAAAAAAGAAAAGAGGGUUCGUAGGAAUAUUCAUUUCAAAAGCAAUAAAACGGAGAACACAAAUGUCUCUAUGUGGAAAUAUUGGCGAGAGUACCGCUGUUGUUUUGAUGAUAUGUUUCAAUUUUUUUUCCCCCUUUACUUUUGGUUUUUCCAUUAAUAAUUCUUCACUUUUUUACACACUCUUUCCUCUCUCUCUCUCUUUUUUUCUUUUAUCAUUUUAUGUUUUGCAAGUUUCUGAUGACACGUAUGAAAGUUGCCUUCACUGA
Messenger RNA from Trypanosoma brucei brucei TREU927, 324 nucleotides. RefSeq lists its product as hypothetical. The transcript has a single exon. The coding region runs from base 1 to 324 and encodes 107 amino acids. The record is from RefSeq and is a predicted model, not a curated record. Lineage: Eukaryota; Euglenozoa; Kinetoplastea; Trypanosomatida; Trypanosomatidae.